GUUGGCUUCUUCCGUAUUAUUGGUGAGCGACUUGGGAGUGUCAAAUAUUUCCCUUGUCUGUCUCAGGUCCCGAGCCUCUCAAUAGACAUUUUAUAGAUCUAGAAUAUGCCCUGUUUUUAAUAUCAUUUUGCUCAGAUAAGAAGCCAGUGAUUGAUCAUGGCAUCUUCAGCAGAAGAACCUGUGGAUUUAAGAGAUGCGCCAUCGUUACCACUAUCCUUAAUUACCAACACUGUUCAAUCUAAAUCAACUUCACAGAGAAGCGUCCCUAACAUCUAUACUCCUUUGUUACCUACAACUAAGCUUUCUACAUGUCAGCCUCCAUUACUGUCUGACUCCUCAUUAGGAAACACAUUUCAAAUCUCUCAGAAUGGUGUGUCCAAAAGCCUAAAGAAACAAACUGGAAAAUUAAAUCUCGAUCUGCAGCAACAGAAUUCAAGGGGACAACGGUCACUUGUGAGACCUUUUUUCUGCUGUGGUAGUGAGCUUUCUCUAGUCAGUCUUGUAGAUGGACUAGAGCUGACAGAUUCAUCAUCUAAAGACAAAAAAUUGACUAGCAUUGAAUGUAAUUCCUCAUCAGAUGAGGAGGACUCCUCUUUAAGUAGCAGUUCUACAAGCAGUCCAGAAAAUAUAAAGGCAGGACUUAACUCUGUGCUUCCAGUUGAGAGUCAUCAUCCAGUGGUUAGGAGAAAGAAGAAAGAUAAACACAAUUUGAAAAAGAAGUUUUGGAAUUUGCGCCUUCAGGGCAGAUGGAAUCCUCGCUGGAGAGUCACACAACCUCAGCGUGCAUCAGCAUAUAGGUGUGACCUCUCGCAUCAUGGAGGCUAUCAAUUGGCAGGGUCUCCCGGUUCAGGAAGAAAAUCUCCUCGUGCUAGACCUCUCUCAGUGGCUAGCCAACUUAUAGAUUUAUCUUUUGUACAAGACUUUGACAAGCUUUACCCUACAGAAGACAUUGAUACCAUACGAAAAAGAGAGCGAGCUAAGGAAAUGGAAUCCGGUGUUGAAGUUGAUGCAAAUGCAAUCUCUCAAGAUGUGCGGCCAAAUUUAGAAUUACCUCAACCAGUUUUAAAUUUACUUCGUCGUCGCAGUCGCCUAGGAUCAGGCGGUUCAGAUUUAACUUUACCAUCUCCUGGAUCGCCUAUUGAAGAUUAUUCUUUAUUGAUGACCAAUGUCAUGUGGCAGUUGCAAGGCCAGAGUGAUGUACCACGUGUCCACACACAAGUGGAUUUCAUACACUGCUUAGUCCCAAAGCUAGUCAACAUCUUAGCAUGUCCCUUUUACUGGGGUGUCAUGGAUCGUUAUGAGGCAGAAAGACUGUUAGACAACAAACCCGAGGGCACUUUUCUCUUGAGAGAUAGUGCGCAAGAAGACUUUCUAUUUUCCGUCAGCUUCCGACGCUAUCACCGAUCACUGCAUGCCAGGGUCGAACAGUGGAACCAUCGGUUCAGUUUUGAUGCUCAUGACCCGGCUGUUUUUUCUGCACCCUCUGUAUGUGAGCUAAUGGAGCAUUACAAAGACCCAUGUUGUUGCAUGUUCUUUGAACCCAUGCUGACCCGUCCUCUUCCUAGAAACUUUCCAUUUUCGCUGCAACAUAUUUGCCGUGCUGCUAUAUGUGACCGGGUAGUUUAUGACAACAUCAGAGUCUUACCACUACCUAACAGCUUGAAGCAAUUCUUACAGGUUUAUCAUUACAAGCAGAAAGUUCGAGUUAGAGUGUUUGAUGGGCCGCAGAGAAACAGUCCUAAUGGAACCUUAGCCUUAAAAGCGUUGUGAAGUGGGUUUUUUUUUUCAACCAAGAUAUAUAUAUAUAUAUAUAUAUAUAUAUAUAUAUAUAUAUAUAUAUAUAUAUAUAUAUAUAUAUAUUUCACAGAUUUAUGUACAUGUUUGUAACUAUUAUAUAAUAUUUAAAUAAUCAUAAGUAAAUUGGACAUAAAGCAUCAUUCUGUGUUUCUAGUCAAACAAAUAUGAUGAUGUAUCAGGCUACCACACCACCACAUCAUAAGUUACAAGUCCAGCAAGUGUAGCUAUGAGAAUGGUAAUCUUUGUUAAUAUUUCAAUUACAUUUUAUCACUGACCAAUUUGGCAUUUAACAAUGUUGAAUUAAAGAUAUAUAUGUGUAUAUAUAUAUAAUUGUAUAUUUAUUAAUUUUGAUGAGUUGUUUUUUUUCUUACAUUGUAAUUGUUGUUACUAUUUGACUUCAAAUUUUUCUUUGUUAUUGAAAGUGUGUAAAAUACUUCUUUAGACUUAUAUACCGGUACUAUUAUUACAUUGUAAAUAAUACUUUUACUUAAAUCUAUUUUGAACUUUACCAUGCAGUGGAGUUUUUUUAUGUUUCAGUGUUUGGACUUAAGAGUUGUUUUUUUUUAGUGUAGACUGCAUUGAUAUAGAGAACAUUCUGGUGACAUCUUUUUAUGCACAUUUUAUAGUAUGACGAUGAACACAGCCUAUUACUUUGAUCUUUAAUCAGAUGAAAAAUACAUUCAAUCUAGUAAAAGUAUUUAAACAGUACCAAUAUCAUUAUUACAUUCUAUGUCUAAUGUCGUUGUUUUAUGUUUCUGUAUAGAAUAUACAAAAGUAUGUAUUUCAUCCAUUUCCUCUGAAUGUUUCUUUAUUUCAUCAUAAAACAACCUACCUUCAGAACUGCAUUUGAUUGCUUUUAAAAUGGAUGAGAAUAGCUUGAUCGACUGUGAUGUAUUGGGUUCAGAAAUAAAUGUCUAGUCAUAUUCAUCACACACAAAAGGGAAGUCAAGAAAACUAGAUCCUGUUGUAAUUCUGUAAAUACUUGAAUUUUUUAAAACUUUGACUUAUCCAUAGCUUAUGUACAUGUUGUUUUUUUUUAUUCUGAGAGGUUAUGGAAUAAUUUGAAAGAGGAACAAAUGUCUAUAAUUAUAUUGGUACAAUUUGGGGUUUAAUAAAAAAAGGAGCUUUAAAAAAUAAAAAGCCUAUCUUAUAGUUACCUAUGUGUCUGCUAAUUUCCUCUUUCUUGUGAAGAAUUUAACCAAAAAAAGAAACAAUUUGAUUGGUGAAACUAAUUUGCGUUCAUUAUUAUGAAAUCAAGCCCCUUCUGAAAGAUUAGUGCAUAACAAAUUUUCGUUUCAUUAUUCUUUUUAUUUACAGAACCCAUGUCCCUUCACAGAUCAGUAGCCAUACCUAACAAUGAUGACCGUACUUAGACAUACACAUUGUUCAGUUUUAUAGUUUCUAUUUAAAGUAUAUAUAUAUACAACAUAACUAAUGUGAGCGCAAUUAAAGUUUUAAUCUCUAACAUGAUUAUGGUUAAUAAUUAAUUUGAAAUUUUGUAUGUGUAAUUGCAGCUUAACUAAAAUUUUACCUUUGGUUUCAAUGAUCGGCACCUUUACUUGCUUUAUUCUUUUGAGAUUAAAUUAGGCGAUCAUCCAAUCACAAUUUCUGGGAACUGUCGUUGGAAAAUAUAUUUUUUCAUUUGGUGUCGGGGUAAAUAAGUAGUUGUGUAAGAUAUCUCAACACAAUAUAAUUGAAGUUCAUAUCUGUGAAAAUAUUGUUCUGGUUUGAUUUUUCUUUAAUAGCAAACUUUAAAAGUGUAUUCGUUGUGGUCAGUAUCAAUCCAAGACAGUUGGUGACAUCUUUAAAGCUCACACCAUCAUUUUUUCUUCUAGCCUACAUUUUGCUGGUGAGCUGUCUACUUUAGGCUCUUUUUGCAGUCUGUUCCGAGGAAAAUAGCAUGCUGUUGUUGUUUUUUUUCAGCACUGCCAUACAGAGUGUUGGUUAUGUUAGGCAAUAGUGUAUUCUAUCUAAGAGGAUAUGAUUUACAGUUUCUUAAUGGUGGACGCUGUGUCUACAUAGGGCUGGGUGUGUGGGAUUUUUUCUGUUAAGGUGUGUGUCCUGUUCUUAGUUGUAAGAUUAGGCCAUGCCCCACAGCAAGUCAUUAAAGUCAACAGAAAACAAAGAACUUGAGGAGACCUUGUUAGUAUUACUUAUUGCAUUUAUCACUAAGAGAGUUCUUAUUCUUCAAAUGUUUUGGUGUGGACAAAAUGAUAUAAACAUUGAUAGGUUUAACAAUUGGAGUGAAAGGGACAGCCAUGUCUAUUUUUAAAGCCGAUAAGUUGUCAAUGCAUUGCUGAGACUGCACAUUUGAACUACAGUACUGUAAUAUUUUAUGGUGUAGUCUUUUUUUUUUUAUAAUGAAACACUUAACCAGAAGUUUUGUUUUAGCUCAUAUAAAAAAUCCAGUAAAACAGAAGUCAUUAAAUAGCAAAAAACUAAAGCAAAAAGUCCUAUCAUCAUUCUCCUUUAAAAAAGGUGUGAUAAUAAUUUUAUGCAGAGCAUGAAGACCUAUCUUGUAACAUUGUUGAAAUAGUUCAGUUUUCAUGUUGUAUUUGUAGUGUUAUAAAUAACAAUUUUCCUUGCGGCCAUCCUAGCACUUAGUUUAUUUUAUUUUUUUAUUAUUUGUAUUGUCUAGGAAAUAAGGAUAAUGCUUCAUUCAAGCCAUCCCUGUAAUUUUGUAAAUUAUUAAUAUUACAUUAUCUGAUUCGUUCCAUUGUUUUUCCAUAAAAGAAAUUAAUUUUAUUUUCAAGCAUAGCUUCACCAUAAUUAUUGAACUGAAUGUUAUAUUCAUUUCAUGCAAAAAAAGAAACACCUAACAUGAAUUUCUUUGUGUGUUAGAUAUCAUCUGGGUGUUCUCUGCUUAAAAAGAUAAAAUUGCAAGAAAAAUUUUGUUGAAUUUCAAAGUACCCCUUUCAGACUUUGUGUUCCAUGCAGCAGAUUGUGUAACGUUCAUCUGUAAGGGAAGUUAGCCAUUGUGCUGUCUGCAUGACACUCUCAAUAACCAUUAGCUUUUAAUGUUUACAUCAUCUAGCAUGUUAUCUUUAAAUAUUUUUUUUUUUCGCAUUUUACUCAUGACAAAAAACAAAGUGCAAGAGGAAUAGAUCAACUAAUCUUUGAAGUUAUUUUUGUUUUACUUUUCUUUUGAGUAUAACAUUAUUUUUAAAACAGACUUUGUAUUUUUUUUUUAUUAUCUAGUAGGUUUACAUUAAACUUUCAGUAUCUUCAGAACAUUAUAUUGUCUGACCACUGGGCUUGAUAAAUAUUUGAUUACUUGUAUUACAAAGUAUUUAAAGUUUUGUAUUAGAAUCUCAUUAGCUAUAAACAAUCAUUAUAUUGAACAGUUGUUCUACAUGUACUCAUUCUGUUAAACAUACAAGCCAUUGUAAGAAAAGGAUGCAUUGUGAUGCUUUUGAUGACAAGUUAUUUAAUCUAGAGUUGUCUACAUAUGAAGUUGAUAUAUGAAACUUUAUUAAUGCCAUUUAUAAAUAAAUACAAUUUAAAUAUA
Molecule: messenger RNA, 5305 nt
Organism: Biomphalaria glabrata
Lineage: Eukaryota; Metazoa; Mollusca; Gastropoda; Planorbidae
Exons: 3
Coding region: 157-1770 (537 amino acids)
Biological process (GO): intracellular signal transduction; phosphatidylinositol phosphate biosynthetic process
Cellular component (GO): phosphatidylinositol 3-kinase complex
Molecular function (GO): 1-phosphatidylinositol-3-kinase regulator activity
Source: RefSeq, a predicted model, not a curated record